AUGGAAGCUACCGACCAUGAUCCGUUGGCCAUCUUUAUGCGGCCACCACCAAACGAAACGCCAACCGAGAGAGGCGCUCGUGAAGAAAGAGAGGCUCACGCGCGUCAAAUAAGCGAUCAGAUUGACGAACAACUCAAGAAGGAUAAAGCAGCUCUAAAACGACAGAAUGGGUUUGUCCGACUGUUGCUUUUGGGUCAGUCAGAGAGCGGUAAAUCAACGACUAUCAAAAACUUUCGAAUGAAAUACUCCCAUGCUCAGUGGAAAGCUGAACGUCUCUCCUGGCGCGCCGUCAUUCAGCUCAACCUCGUCCGCUCCGUCCUCACCAUCCUCGACACAAUCCAAACAGAAAUGGACGGGACCACCUCCACCCCAACGCCCUCCGUUGUUCAAGAAACUUCCUCUCACAAAGAGGACCAGGAGGAAGAUGACCCAAUUCCCUGCGCGACUACAAGUGGCGUCGGCAUUCUCGCGAACAUAAGCCGCCGUUCAUCGCUAUCCAAGGACUCCAACUCAAGUUUACGAACGACUCUAUCAAGUCAACACCAAAUUCUCAAACUCCGCUUAGAACCUUUGCGCAGAGUUGAAGCAGAUUUGAAGAAACAUUUAGGUGCAGGAUCGGACGAGGAAGAAUUUGACUCCAGCGCAUCCCUUGGUGUCGACCCCCUAGGACCCUCAUCCUCUAGUUUAGCUAUAUCGUGUUUCGACGAACGCCUCCAAGAAGACUCCAAGAUCAACCGUCUCAAAGACUCCUUGCUCCUCUGGCGCUGCGUCUGUUCCUCUAAACUCCUGGUCAAAGCAACCCUCAUCCUCUUCCUCAACAAAUGCGAUAUUCUCAAUCGUAAAUUGAAGUCCGGCGUUAUGGUGAAGAAGUUCCUCCCGAACUAUGGGGAAAGGCCGAAUGAGGCAGGGAGUGUUAUCAAAUACCUUGAAAAAAAGUUCAAGGAUAUACUGAAGGAGCAGUCCCUGGUUCCCAGGAUGUGUUACUGUUAUGCGACAUCCGUGACUGACACCGAAGCUACUGCGAAUACACUCAAGACAGGUUGGUUUCCCAUUCUCGGUGUGAAUGCAUUCUCUGAUGGAUCUUGGUUGCGACAGUGA
This is a messenger RNA of Laccaria bicolor S238N-H82, 1098 nucleotides long. RefSeq names its product heterotrimeric G protein alpha subunit B. The record is from RefSeq and is a predicted model, not a curated record. Bases 1 to 1098 code for a protein of 365 amino acids. Gene Ontology annotation, cellular component: heterotrimeric G-protein complex. Gene Ontology annotation, molecular function: GTPase activity; G-protein beta/gamma-subunit complex binding; G protein-coupled receptor binding. Lineage: Eukaryota; Fungi; Basidiomycota; Agaricomycetes; Agaricales; Hydnangiaceae. The transcript is spliced from 6 exons. Gene Ontology annotation, biological process: adenylate cyclase-modulating G protein-coupled receptor signaling pathway.